GUGGCAAAACCCUAACAAAAACCCGAAGACAUAGGUGCAGAGCAUUGGGAGAGGCAUCAAUGGGGAAGGCGAAGGGAAAGCAUCGUUUGGACAAGUACUAUCACUUGGCGAAAGAGCACGGGUACAGGUCAAGAGCCUCAUGGAAGCUGGUUCAGCUCAAUUCCAAGUUUCGCUUCCUCGAAUCCGCACGCGCUGUUCUCGACCUCUGCGCCGCCCCCGGCGGUUGGAUGCAGGUCGCUGUCCAGCGCGUCCCUGUCGACCACCUCGUCAUCGGCGUUGACCUCGCACCCAUCGCUCCUAUCCGCGGUGCCAUCGCCAUCCAAGAAGACAUCACCAAACCUGAGUGCAAGUCACGCAUCAAGAAGCUCAUGAACGACCAUGGUUGCCGCGCCUUUGACGUCAUUUUGCACGACGGUUCUCCUAACGUCGGUGGUGCAUGGGCUCAGGAAGCCAUGAGCCAGAACGCUCUCGUCAUUGACGCCGUCAAGUUAGCCACUCAGUUCUUGGCUCCCAAGGGUAUAUUCGUCACCAAGAUUUUCAGGUCGCAGGAUUACAGUUCUGUAGUGUAUUGCUUGAAGCAGUUGUUUGAAAAGGUUGAGGUGGAUAAACCUGCUGCUAGUCGUUCUGAAUCUGCUGAGAUAUAUGUUUUGGGGCUUAGGUACAAGGCCCCUGCGAAGAUUGAUCCACGCCUUCUCGAUAUUAAGCAUCUCUUUCAGGGGUCUGUGGAACCGCAGCCGAAGGUGGUGGAUGUACUUAGAGAAAAUAAGCAAAAGAGGCAUCGUGAUGGAUACGAAGAUGGAAACACUACGUUAAGGAAGGUGUCUUCAGCUGCAAAUUUCAUUUGGUCAGAUUCUCCUCUGGAGAUCCUUGGUUCAGUCACUUCCAUAACCUUUAGUGAUCCUGCUGAUUUACCAAUCAAGGAUCAUGACUUAACAACUGAAGAGGUAAAAUCUCUCUGCGAUGAUUUAAGAGUUUUGGGAAAGCAAGACUUCAAGCAUCUUUUAAAGUGGCGGAUUCACAUGAGAAAAGCUCUUUCACCUACUCAGAAGCCUGAUCCUAAUACUACAGAAGAGAUGGAAAAGGAGCAUAAGGUGGAUGAAGAAGAUAGAAUACUCAAUGAAAUGGAGGAACUGACAAAUGUGAUGGACCGUAAGAAGAAACGUGCCAAAAAGCUCCUAGCAAAAAGGAGAGCUAAGGACAAGGCACGAAAAGCAACAGGGAUGCAAAUGGAUGCAAUAGAGGAUGGUUAUGUUGAUCAGGAGUUAUUUUCUCUUUCUUCUAUGAAGGGUAAGAAGGAUCUGGUAGCGGUUGAUAACUGUGAGUAUGAAGUAAAUGAAGGUGAAGUAGAAGACAGUGAGAAUGAUGAAACCCAUGAAGGCCCAGACCAUUCAUCCAGUGACAGAGAGGAUUCUGAUGAGGAACGGAAAAGAUACAAUGAACAAAUGGAAGAGCUAUUGGAUCGAGCUUAUGAGCGGUUUGUGAUAAGAAAGGAAGGAAGUACCAAGCAACGGAAGCGAAUUAAGAAAUCAUAUGAUGCAGAGGCCCAACUUUUGGAGGGUGGUGAGGACGAUGAUAUUGUUCCAUCCAAAUAUGAUUCUGAUGAAGAUCAGGGUGAUCAAGAAGCAAAUCCAUUGAUGGUGCCACUUAAUGAUGGGGCAGAGCCCACCCAAGAGGAGAUAAUGAAUAAGUGGUUUAGUCAGGAUGUUUUUGCUGAAGCUGUAGGGGAGGGAGACUUUGAGAAGUAUGAGAGUAAAGAUGAAAUGGAUGUAGAUGAGCCUAAGGAAACGACAUCUAUUGCAAAAAGGAUAAAAGAAAAUAAAUCAACAGCUCCAGCAGUGGUAGAUUGCCCUCAACCUCAAGUAUCUAAGGCAGAGGAUGAUUUUGAGAUUGUUCCUGCACCUGCAACAGAUUCAAGUGAUGAUUCAUCUUCUGAUGAAUCAGAAGAGGAAGAUAUUGAAACCAAAGCUGAGAUAUUGGCUUAUGCUAAGAAGAUGAUGCGGAAAAAGCAACGGGAGCAAAUACUUGAUGAUGCAUAUAACAAGUAUAUGUUUGAUGAUGAGGGAUUGCCGAAGUGGUUUGUAGAUGAGGAAAGGAGACACCGCCAGCCAAUAAAGCCUGUCACCAAAGAGGAAAUUGCUGCAAUGAGGGCGCAAUUUAAAGAAAUUGAUGCUCGGCCUGCAAAGAAGGUGGCGGAGGCCAAAGCACGGAAGAAGCGUGUUGCAAUGAGGAAACUUGAGAAGGUACGGAAGAAGGCCAAUGCUAUAUCUGAUCAGACAGACAUAUCUGAUCGUUCGAAGAGGAAGCAAAUUGAACAACUAUAUAAAAAGGCUGUUCCGAAGAGGCCUCAAAAGGAAUAUGUAGUUGCAAAGAAAGGUGUCCAAGUUAAAACUGGCAAGGGAAAAGUCCUUGUUGAUCGCAGAAUGAAGAAGGAUGCUAGAAAACGUGGAAUGGGUAAGGCAGGAAAAGGAGGUUCCAAGGUGAAGGGCAAGGCUCCAAAGGGCAAAGGAUCCGCAAAGGCCACUGCAAAGAAGGGAAAACAGAGGAAUAAAUAAAAAUAGGUUUAUACGCAAUUUCUCAGUCAUUGGUUUAUCUUAUUUUCCAGGCUCAAUUUUGUUUGUUCAUUUUUCUUUUCUUGUUACUGUGCAAUUGAUAUUAUAAAUUAUCUAAUGGAGCUGUUUUGAUCUUCGUAAAGG
Molecule: messenger RNA, 2693 nt
Organism: Abrus precatorius (Indian licorice)
Lineage: Eukaryota; Viridiplantae; Streptophyta; Magnoliopsida; Fabales; Fabaceae
Product: putative rRNA methyltransferase
Exons: 11
Coding region: 60-2552 (830 amino acids)
Biological process (GO): maturation of LSU-rRNA from tricistronic rRNA transcript (SSU-rRNA, 5.8S rRNA, LSU-rRNA); maturation of 5.8S rRNA from tricistronic rRNA transcript (SSU-rRNA, 5.8S rRNA, LSU-rRNA); rRNA methylation
Cellular component (GO): preribosome, large subunit precursor; nucleolus; nucleus
Molecular function (GO): rRNA (guanine) methyltransferase activity; rRNA (uridine-2'-O-ribose)-methyltransferase activity
Source: RefSeq, a predicted model, not a curated record